AUGACAUGCAACCCCGAGUGGGAAGAAAUAAAACAAGAGUUAAAACCAAAUCAAACUUCAAAAGCAAGAGCUGAUUUGAUUGCAAGAGUUUUUCGAGCAAAGCUACAAGAUCUCAAGGAUUUGUUAUAUAAAAAAGAAAUUUUUGGCCGAAUAGCAGCUCAUGUCCAUAUUAUAGAGUUUCAAAAAAGAGGUUUACCACAUGCCCAUAUAUUAAUCAUAUUGCAUCCUCAUCAUAAAUCGUCAAGUCCUGAUGAAUUUGAUAAAUAUAUUAGUGCGGAAAUUCCCGACAAAGAAAAGCAUCCAGAUUUGUAUGAAAUGGUUUCAAAGCACAUGAUGCAUGGCCCAUGUGGGAAAAAAAAUCCUACUUGCCCCUGUAUGAUUGAAGGAAAAUGCAGAUUUCACUACCCGCGCCAGUACUCACAGCAAACAACACUAGGAAAAGAUGGCUAUCCUAUAUAUAAAAGACUAAACAACGGACGACAGGUGAAGACAAGAAAAUGCGGAUUGGACAACAGAUGGGUUGUGCCGUAUAGCCCAUAUCUAUUGACCAGAUAUAGUUGCCAUGUAAAUGUAGAAGUUUGCUCGGGAUAUAAAGCAGUAAAAUACUUGUACAAAUAUAUAUACAAAGGGCAUGAUCGGGUAGCUGUAAAUAUAGCUCAUGAUGAAGACGCUAACCGAAUAGAUGAAAUAAAACAAUUCCAAGACGCAAGGUGGGUGUCUGCGCAAGAGGCUAUGUGGAGAAUUUAUGAAUUUGAACUAAAUCAAAUGCAUCCAGCUGUUAUAAAUCUUCAAUUGCACCUCUCGAAUAAGCAAUCAGUAGCAUUUUGGAAGGGAUAA
This is a messenger RNA of Mercurialis annua (annual mercury), 837 nucleotides long. RefSeq lists its product as uncharacterized. The record is from RefSeq and is a predicted model, not a curated record. The transcript has a single exon. Bases 1 to 837 code for a protein of 278 amino acids. Lineage: Eukaryota; Viridiplantae; Streptophyta; Magnoliopsida; Malpighiales; Euphorbiaceae.